This is a messenger RNA of Manis pentadactyla (Chinese pangolin), 942 nucleotides long. Its product is annotated as olfactory receptor 7G2-like. Gene Ontology annotation, molecular function: G protein-coupled receptor activity; olfactory receptor activity. NCBI's taxonomy places the organism in Eukaryota, Metazoa, Chordata, Mammalia, Pholidota, Manidae. Gene Ontology annotation, cellular component: membrane. The record is from RefSeq and is a predicted model, not a curated record. Gene Ontology annotation, biological process: G protein-coupled receptor signaling pathway. The transcript has a single exon. Bases 4 to 942 code for a protein of 312 amino acids.
AGUAUGGAGCCCAGAAAUGAAACACGUGUUUCAGAUUUCCUUCUCAUGGAAGUGACAAAGGAUCCAGAACUGAAACCCCUCCUUUUCAGCCUGUUCUUGUCCAUGUACCUGGUCACCAUCCUGGGGAACCUGCUCAUCAUCCUGGCCGUCAGCUCCAACCCCUACCUCCAUUCCCCCAUGUACUUCUUUAUCUCCAAUCUGUCUAUUAAUGACAUCUGUUUAAGCACAACCACAGUUCCAAAGAUGCUGGUGUACAUGCAAACACAGAAUCAGCACAUCAGUUACUCAGGCUGCCUCACUCAGAUCUACUUUGUUCUGGUGUUUGCUAGUUUGGAAAGUAGUCUCCUUGCAGUGAUGGCCUAUGAUCGCUAUGUGGCCAUUUGUCACCCACUGAGGUACACGGUCAUCAUGACCCCCCACCUCUGUGGCCUGCUGCUUCUCCUCCCCAUGCUCAUUAUCACUGUGGAUGCUCUGCUCCACAGUCUGAUGGUGCUGAAGCUGUCCUUCUGCACAAACCUGGAAAUUCCCCUUUUCUUCUGUGAAGUUGUUCAAAUCAUCCAGCUGGCCUGUUCUGAUACCCUCAUCAAUAACAUCCUGAUCUAUUUAGCUACUGUUGUAUUUGGUGGUGUUCCUCUGUGUGGAAUCAUUUUCUCUUAUACUCAGAUUGUCUCCUCUGUUUUGAGAAUGCCUUCAGCAGAGGGAAAAUAUAAAGCCUUUUCCACCUGUGGGUCUCAUCUCUCUGUUGUUUCCUUGUUCUAUGGGACAGGUUUCGGGGUGUACAUUAGCUCUGCCCUAACUGACUCUUCUAGAAACACUGCUGUGGUUUCAAUGAUGUACACUGUGAUCCCUCAAAUGAUGAACCCCUUCAUCUACAGCCUGAGGAACAGGGACAUGAAGGGCGCCUUGAGGAAAUUCAUCAGUAGGACACUAUCUCUUCUGUGA